CAACAAAUCAUCAUCAUAAUCAUCAUCAAAUAUCAUAAAAUAAUAAUAAUAAAAAAACAGAGAAAAGAAAGAAAGAAAUGGCACCGAUAGCAGUUGGAGAUUCGCUUCCAGACGGAACAGUGGCGUAUUUCGAUGAGCAUGAUCAGUUGCAAUCGGUUUCCGUUCACUCACUCGCCGCCGGCAAGAAAGUCGUUCUCUUUGGUGUUCCCGGUGCCUUCACUCCCACUUGCAGCAUGAAGCAUGUUCCCGGGUUUAUUGAGAAAUCUGAAGAGCUUAAAGCCAAGGGUGUGGAAGAACUUUUGUUGAUUAGUGUGAACGACCCUUUUGUGAUGAAGGCGUGGAAGAAAUCGUAUGAAAACACCAAGAACGUGAAGUUUCUGGCUGAUGGGUCUGCAAGCUACACUCAUGCACUUGGGCUGGAGCUUGACCUCUCUGAGAAAGGCCUUGGUGUUCGUUCCAGGAGGUUUGCAUUGUUGGUCGAUGAUCUGAAAGUGGUGGUUGCUAACAUUGAAACAGGUGGAGAAUUCACCGUGUCCAGCGCAGAUGACAUCUUAUCAGCUCUGUAAAUUUACAUUGCUUUAUUGUAACAUCUCAAACGUUGGCCCGAAUUGUUCUGUUUCUGUUUUUGUUUUUGAAUUUUCCAUCUACAUCUAUAAGUUAUGCAAAUUGAGGUUUGUGCUUUAAGCACUUGUUAACCUUAUGCUUUUAAACGAUAAUAAAAGAUCCGAUAUUUGAGAUA
Messenger RNA from Erigeron canadensis, 739 nucleotides. Its product is annotated as peroxiredoxin-2B-like. Gene Ontology annotation, biological process: cell redox homeostasis; hydrogen peroxide catabolic process; cellular response to oxidative stress. Gene Ontology annotation, cellular component: cytoplasm. The transcript has 3 exons. Bases 78 to 566 code for a protein of 162 amino acids. The record is from RefSeq and is a predicted model, not a curated record. NCBI's taxonomy places the organism in Eukaryota, Viridiplantae, Streptophyta, Magnoliopsida, Asterales, Asteraceae. Gene Ontology annotation, molecular function: thioredoxin peroxidase activity.